AUGACCGGACUUUCUCUUGCCACUACUACGCGAGAGACCAUUUAUGAGCUUGGAUAUAAAAUUUGUAGCUCUGCUUUGAUCGAUUGCCCUGAUUCCAUAAACAGAGAUAAAGUAAAUGAACUUUUUCAGUCCCUUGCGUGGCAGCUAGUUCUAGACGCGAGGGUCGAGGACGAGGAGAAGCAGACGAAUGUGGUUGACCCCCGCCACCUUCCCGUGAAUGGAAUGAAUCCGUCAUAUCGAGCAUGGACAUGUGCCACAGACUCGUCCGUGGGAUUAGAUAAUCCCAGUCUUCCCAUAGUCCACGUAUAUAAGUGGUUUCCCGGAGAGUUGAGAACGCCUGUUUACGGCUUCCUUGAAUGUGGUACCAAACAGCUCAUCGCGCUUGCGUGUGGAACUCUUCGAGAUCGAUUCCGAAUCCACAAGCCUUUGAGCACAAUACACACCGGUCUCCAUAUCCAUUUCAAACAAGAGGCCCAUUGGACACUGCGUCAUCUUAAGAGAUGCCGGACUUGGUUGUCCCGUGCUACUGCCGCAAGCUUCCGCCUCUCGGGCGGCUACACCACCAAGGGGCCCAGCGAAUGGGUCUCGCAGACGCUAGAAUUCAGCCUGGUGCAAGGCACGCUGGAUGCGGACCAUGCAUGGUGA
Messenger RNA from Hypoxylon fragiforme, 645 nucleotides. RefSeq lists its product as uncharacterized. The record is from RefSeq and is a predicted model, not a curated record. The transcript is spliced from 4 exons. NCBI's taxonomy places the organism in Eukaryota, Fungi, Ascomycota, Sordariomycetes, Xylariales, Hypoxylaceae. The coding region runs from base 1 to 645 and encodes 214 amino acids.